AUGUCUUACGAUAGCGAUGAUAAUUGCUUAGUUAUUGAUGAGGAUCGUUCAGACACUGAAACAGAUAAUCUAAGUUAUCCAAAUAGAGAAAAUAUUUGUGUUACAAAAACUGAACAGAAUGAAAUUAUUGAUGAAGUAAAAAGCAAUAAUGAUGGUAUAUCUAUAAAUAACAUUACUAACCCUGAUAACAAAAUACUAGAAGAUGAAUUAGAAAAAACUGAAAAAACUAUGGAAUAUGAAGAUAAUAAUUUGGUAAUAGAAAACAAUGAUGCUUUAGAAACUAAAAAUAUUGAAAAUGAGUCAUUGGAUAUUGUUAAUCAUACUAUGGAAAUGUUAAAUAAGGAUGAUCUUCAUAAAGAUAUUAUAUUUAAAGAAUCACAAACAUCCAUUGAUGAAGAAAUGAAAAAUAAAGAAAUUGAUGUGGAAACAGAUAAUAUAGGAAAUUAUGUUAAUGCUAAUGUUAUAGACGAUGACAAUUAUAAUAGUGGAGAAGAUGAAAAUAAGGACUGUCGUAUUGAAUCAACUACUAAUGCAAAAAAUAUACAGAUAGAAAAAGAAUGUGAGGAUGAAGAUGAGGAUAUGGAAGAGGGUGAAAUUGUUGAUGAUGAAGUUACACCAGAAGAGGCAAAAAUUCUUCAAUUACGUGAAAUAAAGAAAAAAGAUUUUUCAAUAUGGAAUGAUAUUGCUCGACAAGGAAAUCAAAAUUACAAUGGUUACAUGAAUAGUUAUGAUAUGUUUGAAGAGUAUGCUGAUCCUUAUGAUCCAGAAGGAUUGGAAGAUUCUUUUAAAUAUGGAGCUAUGUAUGAUGAGGCAAUGGAAGAUAUACCAUUGGGUGAUCGUUCAAGACAAGGAAGAACAGCAGUACAACGUAAUCGUGAAAAAGGACGUCUUAUUUGCAAAUUCUUUAGAGAAGGUUAUUGUAGAGAUUCAAAAAAUUGUAUGUAUUCACAUAAUGCAAAAGAUUCUGGAAGAACAGAUAAAUUAUGUCGCUUUUAUCAAAGAGGUAAUUGUCAAAAUGGUUUAAGUUGUAAAAAUCUUCAUGGAGAGUAUCCAUGUUAUCGUUUUCAUAUUCAAAAUUCUUGUUCCCAUGGAGAUCGUUGCAAAUAUUCACAUGAGCCAUUAAAUGAGUAUACUGAACGCCUUUUAGGAACACAUAAUAUUGUUGAUGAUUCAAAUAGUGCUGGUGCUAAGAAGAAAAAAACAUUACUUGCAAAAGAUGGAACACCGCUAGUUAACUUACCAAGCUUUAGUGAUGUUAUGGAACAAUUAAAUAAAGAUGAAGACAGAACAGAAGAUGUAGAUAUGAGACCAUUUUUAUCAGAAGAUUUUCAUAAAGGUAUUUAUGAUGUACCUAUGGAAUUGAAAUCAUUUUUCAAUCAAGGUACUGGAGCUUUAUCAGCACAAGAUCUUGAAGCAUAUGGUAUUGCUACAACAACAUCAAAAAAAAUUGAGUCACCAAAAAGAAAGCCUGAAAUUAAUGAUUACAUGUUAGAUUUAUCUUCAGUCGAUGAUGGUUUGACAGCCUCUGAUAGAAUUCUUAAAGCAUUUCAAGCUACAGACAGUGAAGAAGAAAGAGAACGUGCUGAAAAUGAAAGAAAGGAGAGAGAAGAGCGUGAAUCUAGAAGAAAAAGAAAACGUGAUGAUUAUUACAACAAUCGUGGGCACUCAAAUGAAGGAGGAAAAAAUUUUUCAAGGCGUGAUGAUAGAUAUACCAAUCGUGGAAGAAGUUAUCAUUCAAGAAGCCCUAGAAAAGAUGAUUAUCAAGGAAGAGGUAGAAAUUAUGAUAGAAAUUACUUUUCACCAAGAAGAGGACAAUCACCAAGAGAAUAUUUAUCACCAAGAAGACAUGGUUCUCCUUCUCGUUAUAAUAUUCCCAGAACUUAUGAUUCCUCAAGAGAUUAUGCAUCACCUAGAAGAAGGACACCAUCAAGACAACCAUCUCCAAGACGAUAUGAAUCUCAAAAUAGACAAGUUUCUCCAAAUCGUUAUCAUUCACCAGAAAGAAGAUACCAAUCAUCAGGUUAUGUUUCUCCAAAAUCUUAUGGUGAACAAAAAGAAUAUGAUACAAUGAGAGAUUAUCCUAUGAACAGAAAUCAUGGAAUGUCAAGAGAUUCUGGAUACAGGGAAUCAUUUGGUUCACCUUCAAGAUACAAUCAAGAAUCUGGAUUUAAAGAUGAUAGAUAUCAACGCGAUUCACGUGAUAUUCGAGGAUCAAGAGAUCCACGAAGAGAAUAUAGAGAUAUUCGUGAUUCCAGAGAAGGAAGAGAUAUAAAAGAUCCAAGAGAUAUUCGAGAUUCUAGAGAUGUAAGAGAUCUUAGAGGUCCAAGAGAUCCACUUACUAGACAAUCUAAUAGUAAUAUGUAUGGGGAUUUUGAAAAUAGAUACGAUGAUCCAAGAUAUGAUAAUUCACCAAGAGAAAGACAUUAUGAUAAUAGGUCAUCACCAAGAAGAGAUUUUGAUCAAUUACCACCAUCUACUGAAAACACAAUGAUUAGAACAGCUACUUCAUUCUAUGAUCCAACUAGAGAUCCUCGAAGGCGUAAACUUAUUGAAGAAUCAACAAAUCCACUAAAACUUCAAUCAGAGGAUAGUAAAAAUGAUAAUAAUUUUGAUCAACAUGAAUCAAAUGUUGUUAUUCGUGAUGGACCAUAUGUCAAUCCAGCAUUAGAUCCUCGUAGAAACAAAAAAACGUUAAAUGUUGAAGAAAAGGAUAUGGUAGACAAGGUAACAUGGGGUAGCUAUAAUUCACAACCACCACGUAAUCCAUAUGAUGAUCCUCCAAUGUAUGUUCCUGGUCCACCACAAUCUGGUUAUCCAUUAUAA
Molecule: messenger RNA, 2823 nt
Organism: Strongyloides ratti
Lineage: Eukaryota; Metazoa; Nematoda; Chromadorea; Rhabditida; Strongyloididae
Product: Zinc finger, CCCH-type domain-containing protein
Exons: 4
Coding region: 1-2823 (940 amino acids)
Biological process (GO): negative regulation of DNA-templated transcription
Cellular component (GO): nucleus
Molecular function (GO): RNA binding; metal ion binding
Source: RefSeq, a predicted model, not a curated record